Messenger RNA from Myotis lucifugus (little brown bat), 1602 nucleotides. RefSeq names its product quiescin sulfhydryl oxidase 1 (gene QSOX1). Gene Ontology annotation, biological process: protein folding. The record is from RefSeq and is a predicted model, not a curated record. Gene Ontology annotation, molecular function: protein disulfide isomerase activity; flavin-dependent sulfhydryl oxidase activity. Gene Ontology annotation, cellular component: Golgi membrane. NCBI's taxonomy places the organism in Eukaryota, Metazoa, Chordata, Mammalia, Chiroptera, Vespertilionidae. The transcript has 12 exons. The coding region runs from base 16 to 1404 and encodes 462 amino acids.
AACAGACGGCACGGCAUGGCGCCAGCCCGUCGCCACCUCGUCCUUCCUGUGGCUUCACAUGGAUCUCGCCUUCCAGCGGAGCAGCCUCGUAGUAACGGGGAACUUCGAUCCUGGGCUGUGGCCCAGGACGGUGCCAUCAUUCUCUCUGCCAACUGGAGGCCGGCGCUGAACCUUGCUGCCCUGGACUGUGCUGACGAGACCAACAGCGCAGUCUGCAGAGACUUCAACAUCGCCGGCUUCCCGACCGUGAGGUUCUUCAAGGCCUUUUCCAAGAGUGGCCCGGGAGCGACCUUGGCAGUGGCUGGAGCUGACAUGCAGACGCUGCGGGAGAGGCUCAUUGACGCCCUGGAGACCCAUGGAGCCACGUGGCCCCCUGCCUGUCCUCCACUGGAGCCAACCGGGCUGGAGGAGAUCGAUGGGUUCUUUGCCAGAAACGACGAAGAGUGCCUGGCCCUGAUCUUUGAAAAGAAAGGCUCCUACCUGGGUAGAGAGGUGAUUCUGGACCUGUCCCAGCGCGAAGGCAUUGCGGUGCGCAGGGUCCUCAACACGGAGGGCGACGUGGUGAGCAAGUUUGGCGUCACCGACUUCCCGUCUUGCUACCUGCUGUUUCGGAACGGCUCUGCCUCCCGGGUUCCUGUGCUUAUGGAAUCCAGGUCCUUCUAUACCAAUUACCUGCAGAGGUUCGCUGGGGCCACCCGGGAGGCUGCCCGGACCACGGUUCCGCCAAUAACUGCGAAUACGGUCGCUCCCACCGCGUGGAAAGUUGCAGACCGCUCCAAGAUCUACAUGGCUGACCUGGAAUCCGCACUGCACUACAUCCUGCGGGUGGAAGUGGGCAAGUUUUCCCUCCUGGAGGGGCAGCGCCUGGUGGCCCUGAAAAAGUUUGUGGCAGUCCUGGCGCAGUACUUCCCCGGCCAGCCCUUGGUCCAGAACUUCCUGCACUCCGUCAACGACUGGCUCCAGAAGCAGCAGAGAAAGAAAAUUCCCUACGGUUUCUUUCAGACUGCCCUGGAAAACAGGAAGGAGGGCGUUGUGAUUGCCAAGAAGGUGAACUGGGUCGGCUGCCAGGGGAGCGAGCCCCAUUUUCGGGGCUUUCCCUGCUCCCUGUGGGUCCUCUUCCACUUCCUGACCGUGCAGGCAACACGGCAAAAUGUCGAUCGCUCUCAAGAAACAGCCAAGGCCCAGGAAGUCCUCCAGGCCAUCCGGGGCUACGUCCGCUUCUUCUUCGGCUGUCGAGACUGUGCUGGCCACUUUGAGAAGAUGGCUGCUGCCUCCAUGCACCGGGUGGGCAGUCGGGACAGCGCUGUUCUCUGGCUGUGGUCCAGCCACAACAAGGUCAAUGCUCGCCUCGCAGGUAAGGAAGGGCCACCUCCAAGGCCGGAGUCACCUGCGGAAGGAGGAUGAGGGGGGGACUUUGGAGUCCUAGACCAGAGUUAGGAGAUGGGACACUUGUCGUCCCCCAAGUAACAACACCCCUUGUGUCACAGCGCUUCACAGCGCUCAGAGCCUUUCACAUGUCCCAGUGGCUGGAGGGGUGAGACUAGACCCAUUUAUGUGUAUCAGUACCAUUACACCCAUUUUCCAGAUGAGGAAAUCAAGGCU